CACUCCACUCUGACGCGGCUGGUUGUAGUACUCCGCGACACACUAUGCGUGGCGGUGGUUCAAGUGUGUCAGGGUGGGGUGAACUCCAAGUUGCAGUGGGGGUAACGAAGGCGCGACGAGUUGGCAGCACGGCAGGUUCAGUUUCCGUGCGACUGUCGAGGACGUGUCAGUAGUGCCGGUGGACGCGCGACAAUUUUCCUCUGGUGUCGGUUUCGCGCCAAGCUGCUUUUGGCUUCGAAUCGCGCGUGACGCACCGGAUGGAAAGAAACUCUGCCCAUUUUUUCCCCCUCCCGAUUGCGUCGCGUCGCGCGUCCGGUGUCGCGAGUUGCGCGGAGUUGCGGGAAACAAAAGGGUGAGAGGGAGAGGGAACGAGAGAGAGAGAGAGAGAGAGAGAGACAGAGAGAAAGAAAAAGAAGGAAAAACCGCUUUGUCCGACGGAGUCAUCUCCGUCGACAGGAGAGGGGCCGAGGAGCAGAGUCCCGAUUUAAAUCUCCGACCGCAGUAAGCCAUUAAUACCGUCAGGUGCACACACGGUCCACCCGCGCAUAAACGUACACACAUACACACACACGCACGCACACAUACACGCACGCACACACACACACACAUACACAUACACAUGCACAUCUACCACCCUGUGAACGGAAGAGUCAAAUUUUACCCCCGUGCACGCAGUUGAGCGAUGAUCGCGCGCGAAUCCGUCGCGAGGAGCAGCGCGUCGUCGUUCUCGCCUGGUGUGUCAUCGUCAUCGUCAUCGUCAUCACCCUCGUCCUCGUCAUCGGAUAGUGUCGUCGUGACGUAAAGUCACGGCCGGUCGCGCUACCGACGAGUAUCCGCUCGUGGAUUACACGGAUCGAGUCGCUUUCGGAUGGUAGCAGCCGACAACGACGAGCGAGGAGGAAAAUCGCGGAAAAUUCGAUCCUGACGGAUCCGAAGCCAAAGGGAGAGUGUAGUGAAAAGAAUGGUGCAACGAGCACGCUCGUGUUUGUUGCUGGAGCAGCAGCCGGUGCAACGUCGUCGUCGCAGUGAACGUCGUCGCUCGGAUGUGCGUGCGUGUGGUAUCUCGGCCCUGUGAGAAGGAGGAGGAGGAGGAGGAGAGGGCCGUGUGAUGCGUUGUUAUAUCGUGAUAUAAUAUAUCGUGUUAUAUAUAUAUAUAUAUAUACACAUAUAUACACACAUACAUAUAUAUAUAUAUAUUUAUACAUCGUCGGACGGUGUCACCGUUCGAUCGACGGCAAGCCUCGAUCGUCGACGCUAUAAUAGGGGUGGAAAAGCCUGCGAAUAGCAAGGAGAGAGAGAGAGAGAGAGAGGAUCGUUUACGCGCUUGACGGCGGCGGCGGCGGCGGCGACGGACGUAGUGAGUCGGUGUGAGAAACACGUGUGUAAUUUCUAUCCCCGUGUGAAAUUGCUCUUCCUCUCUGUAACCACUUGCCCGUAACCAUGGAUAGAACGUGGAGGACCAGGCGAAGGAUCUGCCACCGCGUGCAGAUCGUGAUAAUGAACCUAUUGCUGCUUUGGUACGCCCUGGUGAGAGCCGCGGACGAGGCGUCCGAGGAGACCCAGGAGAUAGACACGCACGAGGGCACGAAGCUGCAGCUGCAGUGCCGAUUCCCGUCGCCGUGGCAGAACGUCACGUGCUACUGGCUCGUCCGCACGAAACACAACAUCGACAACGCGGCGAUCGACGACCGUGCGUUGUCGCCGAACUACAAGGUGUUCAUGAACCUGUCGCAGGGUCGCUACGACCUGCAGAUCAAGAACGUGUCGUACGAGCGCGACAACGGCAAGUACGAGUGCCGGAUGAAGGUGACCAGCACCGGCGACGAUCUGUACCGCAAGUUCAUCAUACUGACGGUGCUGCGGCGGCCGGGUCCGCCGUCGAUAUCGCUGUCGACGUCGCGCGUAAUCGAGGGUAAGCGGCUCGAGCUGCAGUGCAACACGUACGGCGGCAGUCCCGAGCCGGAGGUGAGAUGGUACCGCGGCAACAACAACACGAUCCUGCACAUCGGCAAGACGCUGCUGAUGCAGCCGACGCAGGAGGACGACAGAGCGACUUUCCGCUGCUUGGUGUGGAACCGGGCGAUGGAGCAGGGUGAAAUGCUGGAAGCGUCGGUGACGCUCGACGUCGAGUACUUCCCCCGCGUCACCGUCGGCCCGGAGAACCCGAUGAAGGUCGAGGUGAACGGCACCGCGAUCAUGAUGUGCCACGUGGACUCGAAGCCGCCGGUCACGAGCGUGCGUUGGACACGAGACGGCACCUUCACCAACACCAACUUCCAGCACUUGAUAUCGAAGGUCACGCUACAGGACGCCGGCAGGUACACGUGUCAGGCGGACAACAAUCUGAGCGAGCGCGGCGAGGCGUCCCUGUUUCUGGACGUGCUCUACCCGCCCACGGUGUCGAUCGAGGGCGACCCGGUCAGGGUGACCGACGUGGAGGACAGCGUGACCGUACACUGCAACGUGUCCGCGAAUCCGCAGCCGUCGGUGAUCGAGUGGCUGCGCGAGGGCCGACCGGAGUUUCGGCAGUCGGGCCUGAUCCUGCGACUGAGCCGGGUCACGGCGGAUCACACCGGCAACUACACGUGCCGCGCUGUCAACACGAUCUACCCCACCGGCGGGGAGCGCAGGAAUCACACGGCCUCCGCCAGCGUGACCGUGCGAGUGCGACACAAGCCCGGCCCGGCCAGGGUGACGCCGGACUCGCCGGUCGCCAUCGAGGGCUCGCGGGUCACUCUCGCGUGCAUGGCCAACCCGGCCGGUUACCCGGAGCCGCAAUACAAAUGGUGGAAGGAGGGCGACGGCGGCACGGUCUUGAUACCGACACCGGCCGGCUCCUCGAGGUACGAGAUCGACUCGGUGCACCUCGGCAGCGAGGGCACUUACAAGUGCUACGCGAUCAACGAGAUCGGCAUAGGCGAGGCUGCGUCCGUCAAUCUCACUGUUCACCAACCGCCAAAGAUACUCACCAAGCUGCAGCCCCACAUCACGAGGAAAGUCGGCGAGUCGUCGUUCCAGGUAUCCUGCGUAGCGCAGGGCAAACCACGGCCUAGCGUGCGCUGGCUGAAGGACGAUCAAGAAUUAACGGCCGACGAGAGGCUCUACAAAGUAAUUACGACGGCGUCGGAGGGCCACGGUAGCGUAAUAACCGUAAAUUCCACGCUGAGCUUUUUGGGUCACGCUCGUCCGCAGACCGACGAGAUCGUGGCGGGCGAUCGCGGCAAGUACACCUGCGUCUUCGUGAACGAGGUGAAGAAAGUCGAGUCCACGAUGAUGCUCAAGGUGGAGCACGAGCCGAUAAUACUCCAUCAGCACGGUAAGGUGGCCUACAAUCUGCGGGAGAACGCCGAGGUGGUCUGCAAGGUCCAGGCGUGGCCGAAGCCCGAGUUCCAGUGGAGCUACGGUAACAACGCCGCGACCCUCCAAGGCUCCUCGAGCGACGGCCACUACGAGAUCUCGUCCACAAACGACAAUUACGACGUCUACAUGUCCUACCUCAGGAUAAACAACAUUCGCGAGUCCGAUUACGGCGACUACAACUGCCGCGUCGUGAACGCUCAAGGCAGCGUCACGUCUCACAUCAGGCUGCAGCCGAAGGGCGCGCCGGAUAGACCAACCAACAUCACUGCCAUGGACAUCGGGCCCACGCAUGUCGCCUUACUGUGGGAAUUGGGCUUCGACGGCGGUCUACCCAUCACCAAGUACUUCGUCUCGUACAGAAGAGUCGCCGGCGGCGACGAGAUAGUCGCGCCGGAUUGCGCGCCACCGCGGGGGCCAGCCGGUCAAUGGCUCGAGCUCGACUGUCGCCAGUCGAACCCGUGCAACGUGACGAAUCUCGAGCAACAUCAGACCUACACCUUCAAGGUGAAGGUCUACAACACGAAGAAUCACUCCGACUAUUCCGAGGAGGUGACCGCGACCACCGCGGUCGCCAAGAUACCCACGCCGUUGAGGGUGAGCUACGAUCCCGAGAGCAGCACCCUCGCCAUCAACGUGGGUGCCACGUGCUUGGCUCUGGUGGCGUCCAUCGAGAAAUUCGACGGAGGCGCGGACAUCGCGUGGCGUAUCGUCGACGAGUGGCCUCUCGAGGUUCUCGGGAGCGCGCCUACUCAAAGGGAGGGAAUAUUGGACGAUCCCGAGGCGCCCGACACCGAGCCUCGGCUGCAAGUUCGGCUCUGCCUCAAAGCCGACCGGCAGAAGUGCGGCGAGUACGCGGAGGCUGAAAUCGGGCCGUCUUACAUCGCGCAAUCCGGCGCUCUCACGAUGCCGACUCUGAUCGCGUUGAUAGUGAGCGGAGCGGUUUUCCUGCUAUUUGCGGCCUUGCUGCUGCUGUUCUGCCGAUGCCGGCGGAAACACGCGACGAAAGCGAAGGAUUACGAGAUGGACUCGAACACCGUCCGACCGAGCCUCGUGGCGGGCAACGGCCAACAAACACAACCACCACCGCCGUAUUACGCCGAGAACAAAGCUCUGGAGCACAGCUUGGACCAUGCUCUGGCUAUGGAGGAUUCCAAGACUCCCGCGUACUCGCAACCGGGCUACGGUUAUCACCAGCCAAAUCACAAUAUCAACGGCGUGAACAUGGGCUACAUGGACAACAGUUACUCCAACUCCAACAACGGCGGUUCCGUGAACUCGCAGGACUCCAUAUGGCAAAUGAAGUCGGCGGCAGCGAACGGCGUCAGCCAGCCUUACGAUCUCACCGGCUACGGCACAACGGAGUCCGAUUACCCCACGCACCCUCAUUAUCUGCCGCAGCGGGAGGAUUACAGGGAGAGCCAUAAUCUGAGCCGGCAGCAGUUCUGCACGGAGCCCUUCGCCACCGUCGUCAAGUCUCAGAAACACGUCGACUCACCUUACGACGUGUCCGGAUUACCGUACCAGGAAAAUUACGACGAGGACACUAAGCCACCGCAACAGGUCAGCCUGUCGUACGACGAAAGCCUGGAGUCAGGCUACUCCACGCCCAAUAGCCGCGGUCGUAGAAUCAUCAGGGAGAUAAUCGUUUGAGACCUACCUACCGGCUCACGAGCCGGAAACACGCGCACUACUUGG
Molecule: messenger RNA, 5055 nt
Organism: Harpegnathos saltator (Jerdon's jumping ant)
Lineage: Eukaryota; Metazoa; Arthropoda; Insecta; Hymenoptera; Formicidae
Gene: ed
Product: hemicentin protein echinoid
Exons: 7
Coding region: 1441-5010 (1189 amino acids)
Biological process (GO): cell-cell adhesion
Cellular component (GO): plasma membrane; cell-cell junction
Molecular function (GO): cell adhesion molecule binding
Source: RefSeq, a predicted model, not a curated record